CAACAGAUACAACUUGGUGGUACUUAUUUAAUAUAUAACCUUGUUUUCUGUGUAUGUGAUAUUGAAUAGAGUGAUUGAAAUUCCACCUUAUAAAAUGUUUUCUUUUGCUGGGUACAGCAGCCCAUGCCUAAAGAGGUAGCGGUUGGGAGGAUUGCGGUUCAAGGCCAGUCUGAUCAAAAAGUUCCUGAGGCCAUAUCUCAACCAAUAAAAAGCUAGACAUGUGCUUAUUAUCCAACUAUCACCAAUUUCAGCCUAACUGCCAAACCUUAUUUGAAAAAGAAAGCAAAAAGGUUGGGAGCAUGGCUCAAGUGGUAGAGUGCCUGCCUAGGAACUGCAAGACCCUGAGUUCAAACCCUUGUAUUGCAAAAAAAACCCCAAGAUUUAAAAUAGUAAAGCUGCUGCAUAUCUGAAAUAUGUAGUAAAUGAACAAUAUCAUUUUGUAGAGGAAAAAGCUAAGAUGUGUAAGCCUAAUUAAGGUGUUAAAUUUUUAUUUGUGAGAAAAUGUUAAUAGGAUUAUUCUGUGUUUCAGAAUUAGAUAUUCUUGGACUUUUGGGACAUUGUUUAAGAAUGUGUUUUCUAUGUUAAGUGUUCUAAGGAAAACUGAACUUUAUUGAUAACUUUACUGUAAUGGGAACAUGUGGAAAAAUAAUUCCAGUGGCCACUCUCCUUUGCACAGUUGUAUCACUGUACAUUUUCUCCUUUAGUUAAAAAAAUUAUUUCAUUGCCUCUAAGGAUAGUGCUUUUAAAGAAUCAUGUGAUUCAAAAGUUUUACUCAUGUAAGAAUGCCUUGGGUUUAUUUUAGGCAAUCUCAUUACUCAUCAUUUAUAUUCUCUUAAAGAUACAACUGGAGGUACAAAAAGAUUUUCAUCAUGCUCAAUCCUGAGUUUGGGUCCCCAAACUCACUGAGCUGUGCUGUGUUGAUCCAGUUUACUCUGAGCUCGAAUGGCCAGCUGAAUUCAGUUCUGUCCCUUUUGAAAUGUACAGCAAGCUUCCUUUCAAGUGCUUAUUGCUAGGAUUGGAUGAAUUGUUGCAGGAUGAUAAGGGAAAUGUUGUCUUUGGAUUAUAUGAUUGCCACACCAGACAAAAUGAGCAUCUGUAUACCUUUGAAAAAGACUUGCAAGUCAUCAGCUGUUCUGUCAACAGUGAGAGAACUUUGCUUGCUGCAAGUUUAGUUCAAUCUACUAAAGAAGGAAGAAAGAAUGAGCUUCAACCAGGAUCCAAAUGCUUAACUUUGCUGGUAGAAAUCCACCCUGUAAACAAUGUGAGGGUUCUCAAAGCAGUGGAUAGCUCUAUUUGGGUACAGUUCCUCUACCCACAUGUUGAAAGCCAUCCGCUUCCACAGAGCCACCUGUUACUGAUUUCGGAAGAGAAAUAUAUUGAACAAUUUCAUAUCCAAAUGACCCAAGAAGAUGGAAAUAGAGUGGUAAUUAAAAAUUCUGGUCAUUUGCCAAGAGACAGAAUCGCUGAGGAUUUUGUUUGGGCUCAGUGGGAUGCGUCAGAACAGAGAUUAUACUACAUCGACCUGAAGAAAUCAAAGAGUGUCUUCAAAUGCAUCCAGUUUUAUGCUGAUGAGAGCUUUAACUUAAUGCUUGAAGCACCCUUGGACAUCUCAUUAAGUGACUCAGGAUUUCAUCUUGUCAACUUUGGAUGUGAUUAUUGUCAAGACCAAGAGAAAUUAUCUGAACACCCAACUCUGUGUGUUUUCACCAACCAUACAGGAAGUUUGUGUCUGUGUUACAGCCCAAAGUGUGACUCCCAGGAACAAAUCACUUAUUCAGUGUUUUACUUUCAUAAAGGCCUGUGGACCAGUUUAAGGAAUAUGUUUGCACAAGGAUACAGCAAGACUUUCACUGCUGCCGUUGGGAGUACUGGCUCACACACAUCCAAGGCCAUUACUUUCCUCAACCUUGGCUAUUAUGUGGCUGUUUACUUACCCGGGCAUUUCUUUCAUUUGUUGAGCAUUCAACAUCCAGACCUGAUUUGCCACAGUCUGUUUCUGACAGAAAACAACAAAAUGAUUGAUAUGCUACCUCCUAACCCUAUACAGUCACUGUCAGUUUCCCUGGUACUGGAUCAGUGUUCUGGAAAGCUCUAUAGAGUGUUCCUUGACCAGUCAUACUUAUUGUGGUUCCUAUGGAACACAUGCCUAGACUGUGAGAAGAUGGCCACAUUGCACUGUGUGCUGUCAUGUGGCCAAGACCCAUGUUUCUUGGAAGACCAG
Molecule: messenger RNA, 2221 nt
Organism: Castor canadensis (American beaver)
Lineage: Eukaryota; Metazoa; Chordata; Mammalia; Rodentia; Castoridae
Source: RefSeq, a predicted model, not a curated record